GAGAGAGUGUUUGAUGAAUUUAGAGAGAAGCGACUGACUGCUGCAGCAGAGCGUUUGAAACCAUGGCUAACAUUCCAAGGAUUAUUAAUAACGACAUUUAACAGGGAAACGCAGGAAAAAUGGCAGAGAGGCUGGAAUGGGUGGAGAUCAUCGAGCCUCGAACCCGAGAGCGGAUGUACGCCAACCUGCUGACGGGGGAGUGUGUGUGGGACCCUCCACUGGGGGUGCGGAUCAAGCACACCAGCGACAACCAGUGGUGGGAGCUGUUUGACCCCAACACCUCACGCUUCUACUACUACAACGCUUCCACACAGCGCACCGUGUGGCACCGGCCCCAGAACUGCGACAUCAUCCCCCUGGCCAAGCUACAGACGCUCAAGCAGAACACAGACUCACCACGCGCCUCUGCGGAGAACAGCCCAGGCCGGAACAGCAACGUGAGCCGUGAGGGCAGCACAUCCUCCUCCCUGGAGCAGGAGCUGGAGGGGAAGGCACUGCCCCAGGCACAGGCACAGGCUCUGCAGCAGCAGCAGCAGCACACGUUGGGCAGAGACGAGCCUGACAGGACACUGCAGGAGUCUGUUUGCCAGCGCGGAGGCUGGGUUGGAGAGGUGGGACUGGAGCACAAGACGUCUCCUUUCCGCUGGAACACUGGUACCAAGGAGCGGAUGCUAAUUAAGGUGACAGACCGUGAGCCCAGCUUCCUGGCUCACCAGGGUAACGGCUACGAGGGCCCUGGAGGAGGAGGGGGCGGCACACGGUCUCGGCGCUCCUCUGGGAACCAGCCCGCGCCUCCUGAGCCGGACAACUGCUCUGUCUUCUACCCUGAGCGCCGUCAGUCCCCUUUCAUGAAGCGGGUCGAGCUCGGGGGCUCCCCUCUGAUGGGUCGAGGGGACCCCUUCCAGCACCGCCGGGCCUCGGGCGACUCCCAGCCUCCCUCCCCCCGCUACGGCUAUGAGCCCCCACUCUACGAAGAGCCCCCCUCCGAGUACCAGCCCCCCAUCUACGAGGAGCCCCCCACAGACAUGCACUGCGAGGCGUCCCUCUUCGGCAAGGCCUGCUCUCCUCAGCAGAAAUCCCCUGGCCGUAAGCCCCAGCUGCCCCUCUUUCACUCCCCGAAGCAGGGCUCCCACUCUCCAUACCAGCAGCUGGUGCUCACCAAGCAGAAGUGCCCGGAGAAGUCCCUGAGCCUGGAGUACAGCCCAGCCGGCAAGGAGUAUGUCAAGCAGCUGGUCUACGUGGAGCAGUCCGGCUCCAGCCCACGCUUCAAAACAGCCGACCGGCUGCACCGUUACCAGCCGUCCAACACCAUCGCCGGCUAUGGGACCUCCUACACCCUGCAGCACAGCCAGUCCCUCAUUAGGGACCCCCGCACAACUGACCGCAGCAACAGCAACCCGGAGGACCCCUGUGAGCUGCGCCACCUGCUCUACGACGACUCCAUGUCCUGGUCCAACCAACAGGACACCCUGUCAUCCACAGGGGGCUACUCCCCGGGCAGCCGCAAGCGCAAGAGCUGCAAGCCCUCUCUGCCCCAGGAGGUGCCUGCUCACUGCGGGGAGAGUGUAGGGGAGUGUGAGCCUGCAGGGCAAGGCACCGUGGACAGGCAGCAGCAGCAGGGGGGAGGGUUAUCGGCUGCAGAAUCACCAAGGUCUGGUUAUCCCGAAUCCUAUCUGACCCAGGGCAGGCUGGCCUGGGAAGCCCAGCAGAUGCACCAGCUACGGCAGCGCAGUAGCUGGGACGCGGCCCAGCAGCAGGGGGCCCUGCAGAGCCAGCUGCAGCAGGGCAUUGGGGCCAAGGACGGGUACGAGAGUGAUGGUGCCGUGCCCCACCCCCUGCCCGGCCCAGUGGUCCGAGCUUUCAGUGAGGACGAGGCGCUGGCGCAGCAGGAUGGCCGGCACUGGAAAAGGAGCACCUUUGAAAGGCUGGGCUUCCCUCAGGUCCUGCUGGAGAAGAGUCUCUCUGUGCAGACCAACCUGGCCUCUCCGGAGCCAUUUCUGCACCCCUCCCAGUCAGAGGACCUGGGUGCCUGCGCUCAGUUCGAGUCCAGCAGGAAUGCCCGCAACAUGAACGCGAGUGCCAGCUGCGUGUUCCCGGAGUUCACGUUGCGUAAGCCUUCCUCGGAGACGGACAUCGAGAACUGGGCGUCUAAGCACUUCAACAAGCACACACAGGGGCUGUUCCGCCGUAAGGUCUCAAUCGCCAACAUGCUGGCCUGGAGCAGUGAACCGAUCAAGAAGCCCAUGAUCAUGACCUCCGACCGGGGUGUCAAGAAGGAGGCCGUGGAGAUCUUCAAGCUCAUCCAAAUGUACAUGGGAGACCGGCGGGCCAAGACGGACCAGCUGAACGUGGCUCUAGAGAUCGCUAUCAAGGGCUGGAGUGUGCAGGGGCUCAGGGACGAGCUCUACAUCCAGCUGUGCCGCCAGACCACAGAGAACUUCCGUUACGACAGCCUGUCACGUGGCUGGGAGCUUAUGGCCAUCUGUCUGGCUUUCUUUCCACCCACGCCAAAGUUUCACUCCUACCUGGAGGGCUACAUCUAUCGGCACAUGGACCCCUUGAACGACACUAAAGUGAACCAGCACAUUAGAGAUCUCCUGGAGGCGAAAAUCAAGAGGAGGCAGAAACCGCGAAAGAGAGGCAGGCCCCACAGUGAGGAGACUGAGGGGGUUGCCAUCAGCACCUACGCCAAGUACUGCUACCGCAAGUUACAGAAAGCAGCUCUCACCGGGGCCAAAAAGGGUCUGCAGAAGCCCAACCUGGAAGAGAUCAAGCAUGCAAGGAAUGCUGUAUUUUGCCCUUCGAUGUUCGGCAGCUCCCUGGAGGAAGUGAUGGUCAUGCAGAAGGAGCGCUAUCCAGAUCACCAGCUACCCUGGGUGCAGACCAGACUCUCUGAGGAGGUCCUCGGGCUCAAUGGGGACCAAACCGAAGGCAUCUUCAGAGUCCCUGGUGAUAUUGAUGAGGUGAACGCUCUCAAGCUGCAGGUGGACCAGUGGAAUAUCCCCACUGGACUGGAGGACCCACACAUCCCGGCCUCGCUGCUGAAGCUGUGGUACCGGGAGCUGGAGGAGCCUCUGAUCCCUCAUGAGUAUUAUGAUGAGUGCAUCACUCACUACGAGGACCCAGAAGCUGCAGUGCAAGUGGUGCACUCCUUGCCGGAGAUCAACAAGCUGGUGCUGUGCUACCUCAUCCGCUUCCUACAGGUCUUCGGUCAGCCUGACAACGUGUCGAUCACCAAGAUGGACGUAAACAACCUGGCCAUGGUCAUGGCUCCCAACUGUCUGCGCUGCCAGUCCGACGACCCGCGCAUCAUCUUCGAGAACACGCGCAAGGAGAUGUCCUUCAUCCGAGUGCUCGUGCAGCACAUGGACACCAGCUUCAUGGACGGGUUGUUAUAGCGCCAGGGAGCCCGGGGGGGUUCAUAGCAAAAACACUACCAACAAACUAGCAAAUGGGAACACACACACACCUAGUGGUGUUUGUACUGACUGCUUGACAGCUGAUCUAACACAGAGAAAGGACUGGAA
Polyodon spathula (Mississippi paddlefish) is the source of this 3527-nucleotide messenger RNA. Its product is annotated as rho GTPase-activating protein 39-like. The transcript is spliced from 11 exons. Gene Ontology annotation, molecular function: protein binding; GTPase activator activity. The record is from RefSeq and is a predicted model, not a curated record. Gene Ontology annotation, biological process: signal transduction. Gene Ontology annotation, cellular component: cytoskeleton; cytoplasm. NCBI's taxonomy places the organism in Eukaryota, Metazoa, Chordata, Actinopteri, Acipenseriformes, Polyodontidae. Bases 120 to 3398 code for a protein of 1092 amino acids.